GUAAAUCGAGCGUACCCCUGGAUAUUCCGGGCUGUGACGUAUGCACACCGUAAACUCAAAACGGUAGUCGCGGACGUCGAUGUUGUUGUUCGGGUCGAAGAGUCUGGGGGGCGACCGGCCGGUGCUUUGUUGCUAUUUCGGGGGGCUGUAAACUAUCGCUGGGUAGUGGCGAGCUAACAAGUUGUGUCCCGGAGUAGCUGAUGGAUGCGCGGGUGUCGGACUUGUUCGGCUCAGGAAAUGGACACGGCCCCGGACCCUCAGCCGUCGCCCCCAACGCCAGGCCGGCGAACGGCUACGGCGUAGCCCCCAAGAAGGCGAAGAGCCACAAGAAAUCGAAAGCUCGAUACUCGCGCAACUACAAACCGAGCAAGAACACCCCGUAUCUACCUCCGGAGGCUGAAGAGGGAAAUAUAGAGUACAAGCUGAAGUUGGUGAACCCCACGCAGUACCGCUUCGAGCACCUGGCAACACAAAUGAAAUGGCGACUGCAGGAGGGUCGAGGUGAAGCGGUGUAUCAAAUAGGAGUCGAGGAUAAUGGCAUGCUGGUGGGACUAUCGGAGGAAGACAUGAGGACAUCGCUGAAGACGCUCCACAGGCUGGCAGAGAAGGUUGGAGCUGACAUAGCUGUUCUUCGAGAGCAAGAUGUGGACUAUGACUCUGACGAGCCGCACAAGAUUGCGGAAGUUCUCAUUCGCAAGGUGCCAGAUGACCAGCAGUUCUUGGACCUGCGGGUGGCUGUACUUGGUAAUGUGGACUCGGGCAAGUCCACUCUCCUGGGUGUGUUGACACAGGGUGAGCUGGACAAUGGACGGGGAAGAUCGAGGCUCAACCUCUUCAGGCAUCUUCACGAGAUCCAGACUGGACGCACUUCAAGCAUCAGCUUUGAGAUCCUUGGCUUCAACAGUAAAGGAGAGGUUGUGAAUUACAGCGAGUCUCGGACGGCAGAGGAGAUUUGUGAGAGCGCCUCCAAAAUGAUCACGUUCAUCGAUCUCGCGGGUCACCACAAGUACCUGAAAACCACAAUUUUUGGCCUCACCAGCUACUGUCCAGAUUUUGCCAUGCUUGUCGUGGGGGCAAAUACUGGCAUUGCCGGAACGACGAGGGAGCAUCUCGGCCUCGCUAUGGCCCUGAAGGUGCCCAUCUUCAUUGUCGUCAGUAAGGUGGACCUGUGCACGCGGGCCACUGUGGAGCGCACAGUGCGGCAGCUGGAGCGCGUCCUGAAGCAGCCGGGCUGCAAUAAGGUGCCCAUGGUUAUCGGCAAUAAGGACGACGCCGUCACAGCAGCACAACAGUUCGCCCAGUCGCCCAACAUCACACCGAUCUUCACCUUGUCCAGUGUGUCUGGUGAGAGUCUAGACUUGCUCAAGGUCUUCUUCAACAUCAUCCCACCUCUCAGCAAUAGCAAGGAGCAGGAGGAGCUCAUGCAACAGCUAACAGAGUUUCAGGUGGAUGAGAUUUACACGGUGCCCGAGGUAGGGACUGUAGUGGGAGGUACCCUGUACAGUGGUAUUUGCCGCGAGGGAGAUCACCUGACAGUGGGGCCCACAGACUCGGGCCAGUUCCACGAGUUGACAGUCGGCAGCAUCCAGAGGAACCGCUCGGCGUGCAGGGUGCUCAGGGCGGGCCAGGCCGCCACACUCGCCCUCGGCGACUUCGACCGCUCACUUCUACGCAAGGGCAUGGUGAUGGUGAGUCCGGAGAUGGACCCCACCAUCUGCUGGAUGUUUGAGGCAGAGAUUGUGUUGCUCUUCCAUGCCAAGACCUUCCACAAGGGCUUCCAGGUGACCGUGCACAUUGGCAACGUGAGACAGACUGCCACUGUGGAAGCCGUGCAUGGCAAGGAGGAGCUGAGGACGGGGGAGAAAGCUGUGGUUCUCUUCAAGUUCAUCAAACACCCAGAGUAUCUGAAGGUGGGAGCCAAGGUGCUCUUCAGACAGGGCGUGACCAAAGGUAUCGGCCACAUCACCAAGUUGCAGCCCAUCGCCCAGUACAGGAUAUCGCAUAGCGAGGAUGAGGAAGCCUAAAGUUUUUCAGAAAACCAACAACAGAAAAAACACCGUCCCACUCCAAAAACAAAAGUGCUUUAUAACUGCCCUCCUGCUUUGUCCAAAGGCCUCUCUGCCCUGUUCUCUGCACACAAUUUUGUUUUUAUAAUCCAACCUUUACAAACCCUUGUUGUCGCCAUCUUCCUCGUUUGUCCUCUUCAGCCUUUUAAAUAACGGCUGCUUUCAGGUGCUAUCAGAGGAACCCCCUCAGUCACCUCCAUUACACGUUCACAGCAACUCCUACCAAAGACAUCAUGAGUGUCACAUAGUUGCAAGGCACAGAUCAAUAAGUGGCAACUCUGAAAAUGCUUCCUCACACCGUCACUGCAGUGCUGCCUUCACAGUCUGCAUGCACCAUCUAACACACUUAAAAAAAGAGCCACACACACAAUUGCAUUGAAAGAUAAAUGCCAGUGUUGAAACGCGUUCGGCAGGAUAUCGUUUACAAACUCAAGUUGUUGCAAGUGUGAGAUGCUCGGACAUUAAAGGUCCAGCGUGUUGGCUUCAGGGGGUUCUAUUGACAGAAACAGGAUUAUAAUCACAUGAAACUAGAAUUGUUGUGUUUUCGCUACUUUACACAACAACGAGCCCUUUAUGUCUCCAUCGGGAGUGUUAGAAACCUCCAUGUUGCUACAGUAGCCCAGACCGGAGAAACCAACAUCUAGCUGUGGAAAGAGAGUCUACGUUUCUAUGUUACCUGAAGGUAACAUGUCUCUCUACAAAUUUGGAAGUGUAGGGUGAGGUGGCGGGUUGAGUUGAUUGCACCCUCGCCACUUGAUGCCACUAAAGCCUGCACCCUGAACCUUCAAGGUGUAACUUGUGUCACUGUUGUCAUCUGCUUGUCCAUGUUACCAGCAUAGUGCCUGACUGUGUGUCACUGUGUUUUGAAUAAGAUCACACCCUUUUCUUAAUAACUGCUAAUGAACUAAUGUGAGAUGGUUGUAAGAGCAGCGAGAUGCAUUCGUUGGUCUUGAGACGCAUCUCGUCAAGUCGCAUUUUACCUUACCAGCCUCGCUUCUCGAGCUACGUUGCUGACAAAAGGCACUUUUACAAGGAGGGAAGCACAGCAUCGCGAGGUUCGCCAAGUAGAAGCUGAACCUGCCAAGCAUAUUCACAGUGACAAUCACGUCGUAACUAUCGUUUGUCUGUUAGAAUUGUGGUUUUUAUUAUUCACAAGUAAUGCCUCACGUGGUGCAAUGAGAUGUAAUGAUCUGGCUGCCCGUCAUUUAAGUGCUUCAGUUACUCAGGUCAAUGUUGAUGUUGUGUUAUUCCACUCUCACUGAAGUACUGCGGCAAGUGUGUCUGUUGCUAACCUGUUGGUGUGUGUGUGUGUCUGUGUACGGUGGGUGGGUGUAAGCGUUUGAUUACAAAUGUGAGGUUGCCUACUAGUGCAGCUUUGAGGUAACAGCAAUUAUAUUUGUGGAUGUCGUCUCUCCACUUAAGUUACUGAUGUCACUAACUUUGAAGGGGUUUAACACAGUGCCUAAUGGGGCUACCACCGUUGGAGUAGCCUUCCAUUACACCCCCAAAGUUGUACAGCUUAGUAAAAAAAAAAAGAAAAACAUCUACAGAAGUCGGUGCUACUAUUUAAAACAAGUUUUUUGUCUGGAAGAUGACUGAAAAUGAAAUUGCUACUCCGUUCGAGACUGUUGGCCUUACUGUCUGUAUCAUUGCAUAUACAUAGACGGUUGUCCUACUGACGUCAGCGACAGAGGACAACUGAAACGUGUGCCGCUUUGUUAAACCCGUAUUGUCGUUACGCACAACUUGUGUGCACUCAGAGAGGAAAACUGAAAAAGCGUGUCAACCAAACUAUGUUAUAGCCUUAAUGAAGAGUUGUCAGGUGUUUUAGUUUUUUUAAAGCAUCUGAGAUGUGUUUUUAUAGAUUUCUAGUAGUUCUCAAUUUUACAAUUUUCAGUAAACUUUUUCCACUGAUGCCGUCUUCUUAAUCUUCUCUUUGAGAAUCACUUUUGAGACCCGUUUUUCCAUAUAACAUAAAAGUUUAUAUUCUGAUCAUUAUUUGGGUGAAACGCAAUAUUUAUGUACAGAUCCAAUUUGUGUGUCCUAAUGUACAUGAAUAAAACUUAUUAUAUCUUCAGAAA
Molecule: messenger RNA, 4147 nt
Organism: Scophthalmus maximus (turbot)
Lineage: Eukaryota; Metazoa; Chordata; Actinopteri; Pleuronectiformes; Scophthalmidae
Gene: gtpbp2a
Product: GTP binding protein 2a
Exons: 13
Coding region: 201-2024 (607 amino acids)
Biological process (GO): translational elongation
Molecular function (GO): GTPase activity; GTP binding; translation elongation factor activity
Source: RefSeq, a predicted model, not a curated record